Micromonas pusilla CCMP1545 is the source of this 483-nucleotide messenger RNA. RefSeq lists its product as uncharacterized. The transcript has a single exon. The annotation marks the transcript as partial. NCBI's taxonomy places the organism in Eukaryota, Viridiplantae, Chlorophyta, Mamiellophyceae, Mamiellales, Mamiellaceae. The record is from RefSeq and is a predicted model, not a curated record.
CUCGCGCUGCUCGCGCUCGCGAUGAGCGCUCUCGGCGUCCAGCCCGCGAGCGCGAUCGAGGCCAAGUGCAGCGCGUGCGAGGCGGUCGCGAACGAACUCCAAGCGGCGCUCGAGCGCGAGCGGCCGCGGAAUCACCUCGACAUGCGCGGCAGGAUCGACAGCAAGGGCGUGCGAUACGGCAAGCUCAUCGACUACAAGAUCUCCGAGCUUCGAUUCGUGGAGUUACUCGAGGAUCUCUGCACGGACGUCGGGAACAACUUCCAGAUCUUCGACGCGGACGCGCCGAAGAAGCGAUGGCGCACCUUCGCGAAAAAGCUGAAGAUCAAGGGCGCGCGCGCCAAGGCGAUGCGCGCGGAGAUCUCCGGGUACUGCCACAGGCUCGUGGAGGAACAAGAGGAAGCGCUGCAGGCGAAGCUGUACGCGAACGAGCUCAACGCGACGAACGUGGACGAGAUCUUGUGCGUCGAGCUGUCGAAGGAGUGC